Molecule: messenger RNA, 1503 nt
Organism: Talaromyces amestolkiae
Lineage: Eukaryota; Fungi; Ascomycota; Eurotiomycetes; Eurotiales; Trichocomaceae
Exons: 4
Coding region: 1-1503 (500 amino acids)
Molecular function (GO): acid phosphatase activity; metal ion binding
Source: RefSeq, a predicted model, not a curated record
AUGUUCAACACGAUGAACGUUCCUAGGAUUGCAGCAAGCUUCGCGCUUGCCGCUGUCCUGCUCGCUCCAGGCUCGGCGGCCUGCGACGACAUCAUCCCCAUGCAAGUCCGCUUGGCUUAUGCCGGUCCAAAGGGAAUGAUUGUCAGUUGGAACACAUACUCGCAGUUGGAGCGUCCAAUGGUUCAAUACGGACGAUCCCCCGAUGCUCUGAUCCACGAAGCAUCAUCGGAUGUGUCGGUCACCUACCCAACAUCAACCACAUACAACAACCACGUAACGCUCGAGCACUUGGAGGAGGAUACGCUUUACUACUAUCUUCCAGAACACAGCAACGCUACCGAGCCUUACACGUUCCGGACGAGCCGCCGUGCUGGUGACAAGACGCCUUUUACAAUGGCAGUGGUUGUGGACAUGGGGCUCAUGGGACCUGAUGGGUUGAGCACACGCGUUGGAACUGGCGCUGCAAACCCGCUCGGUCCUAACGAUACCAACACUAUCCAGUCUAUCGAAAAGCAUCUUGAUGGCAUUGAUUUCAUCUGGCACCCGGGUGAUAUUGCUUACGCAGACUACUGGCUCAAGGAAGAAAUCCAGGGAUAUCUCCCUAACACGACAAUUGCCGAUGGCUAUAAAGUCUACGAGUCUCUUCUGAACCAGUUUUAUGAUGAAAUUACUCCCCUCACUUCCGUCAAGCCAUACAUGGUUGGUCCCGGUAAUCAUGAAGCGAACUGCGACAAUGGCGGCACCACCGACAAGACCCACAACAUCUCUUACACUGUUGAUAUCUGCAUGCCAGGCCAAACUAAUUUCACCGGUUAUAUCAACCACUUCCGCAUGCCCAGUCCUCAAUCCGGCGGCCUUGGCAAUUUCUGGUACUCAUUUGACCAUGGCAUGGUGCACUAUAUCCAGCUCGACACUGAGACUGACUUGGGUCACGGCUUGAUUGCUCCGGAUGAGCCUGGCGGUCCUGAGGCUGAAGAUGCCGGCCCAUUCAGCACUCUCAAAGACGCGCAAACGAACUGGUUGCAAAAGGACCUCGCGAGCGUAGACCGCAAGAAGACUCCAUGGGUUGUCGUUGCCGGCCAUCGCCCCUGGUACGUCAGCGCUUCCAACAGAAGCAGCACAAUCUGCGAAGAGUGCCGCGAAGUCUUCGAGCCUCUCUUCCUGCAAUACGACGUCGAUCUCGUCCUGUCCGGGCACGUUCACGUCUACGAGCGAAACUCGCCCGUGGCCAAAUUUAACGUUGACCCUAAGGGAUUGGACAACCCUAGUAGCCCUUGGUACAUCACAAACGGCGCUGCGGGACACUACGAUGGUCUCGACAGUCUGGUCUAUCCCCUUCAGCAAUACAAUCAAUACGCUCAGGAUACGGCGUAUGGCUGGAGCCGUUUGACGUUCCACAAUUGCACGCACUUGACGCAUGAUUUCGUUGCGAGCCGCAAUGGAUCUGUGCUUGAUACUGCGACGCUGUAUAAGAACCGUAAGUGUGUUGGUGAGAACCAUUGA